This is a messenger RNA of Haemonchus placei, 273 nucleotides long. Lineage: Eukaryota; Metazoa; Nematoda; Chromadorea; Rhabditida; Trichostrongylidae. The record is from the annotation of a GenBank genome assembly.
CUGGUGGUAUACCUGAAGGCGAAUACGAGGUUUCGAAUGGUGUCGUUUUUUGUUCCGUAUACCGAAGGCAGAUUCGUCAGUGGCGGCAGUUGACGGGCCUACGGAGCGGUUGCCGGUAGGGCUCAGGAGAAGGGCGCAGGUUGUACUGACGGCAGAUAGUCUUUUUCGGCACCUGCUUCGCCAUGAACCCCUGCACUUGUAACUCUGAUUGUUCGAAUCAGAAGCUGUCAUAUUUGCAUCGACCAUCGGCAUGUCAGUGAAGGACUGUAUUGA